Messenger RNA from Chelonus insularis, 5707 nucleotides. It is a transcript of the gene scalloped, whose product is annotated as TEA domain transcription factor 1 homolog scalloped. Gene Ontology annotation, biological process: regulation of transcription by RNA polymerase II; embryonic organ development; hippo signaling. Lineage: Eukaryota; Metazoa; Arthropoda; Insecta; Hymenoptera; Braconidae. The transcript has 12 exons. The record is from RefSeq and is a predicted model, not a curated record. Gene Ontology annotation, molecular function: DNA-binding transcription factor activity, RNA polymerase II-specific; RNA polymerase II cis-regulatory region sequence-specific DNA binding. Bases 426 to 1805 code for a protein of 459 amino acids. Gene Ontology annotation, cellular component: transcription regulator complex.
GCGUGUGCGCAGACCGGGUGCGCAGUAGGCGUGUGCGUUGUCUAGAUUCUUUGUGCCAUUCCUGGCAUACCAAAAACAGAGUAACUCCUCAUAUUUACGGACCGAAUACCGUCUGAAUUUUGUGAAAACCGGCCUGCUUAUCACGUCAUCUCGCCCUGUGCAACCGGGACGCGCGCGUUUUCGCCGCUCCCUGACGAACUUUUAACUGUGGCCUCCUACCGCGACACGCGCAGGAAAGCCCAAUUCACCCGUGACUUGGAUGGAUACUGUGCAUUAUUUUUGGAGUAAGUCACAGUGCUGACCCGUCUACUAAUUGGUCAUUCAUCACAUAAAUUUUUAAGAGAAGCUCUACUUCCAUGCAUUCCAUGAUAAUUGCACCAGGUACAUCCACGUUGCCGUCAUCCUGACCUGCCCGAGAAAUCCUCAUGAAAGACUGGGAACUCAGUACUCAAAAUAGCAUCGGCAGUGCGGUGGCUGCAGCCGACACCAUUUCUUCACCGUGGACACCCGCGAGUUCCGGGCCGCCGCCCGACGCCAACGGCUCCGGCUCGGAUACGAAGAACCUCGAUGUUGGCGAGAUCAGCGAUGAUGAAAAGGACCUUUCGGCGGCAGACGCGGAGGGUGUUUGGUCACCGGAUAUCGAGCAAAGCUUCCAAGAAGCUCUCACCAUAUAUCCACCAUGUGGUCGGCGUAAAAUCAUCCUUUCCGACGAAGGGAAAAUGUACGGUCGAAAUGAGCUGAUUGCUCGGUACAUUAAGCUCCGAACCGGUAAAACGAGGACGCGGAAGCAGGUUUCUUCACACAUACAAGUCCUUGCCAGGAGAAAGCUCCGAGAAAUUCAAGCUAAGCUCAAAGUGGAUCAUGCGACGAAGGAGAAGACUCUACAGACAAUGUCGAACAUGUCGAGUGCUCAGAUAGUAUCAGCUGGGAGUGCGAUACACAACAAGAUGCCCCCUGCCCUUGUGGGGACCCUUGCCCUUCACGCUUCCAACCCUUCCUAUCCUGGAGCGAACUUUUGGCAGCCAGGAAUACAGCCAGGAACAUCUCAAGAUGUUAAACCUUUUCAUCAACCAGCAUACCCAGGAAAACCAGCGACUGCUGUCUCCAGUAGUGACAUGGUUCAAGCCCAACCACCACCACCCUGGGAAGGACGAGCCAUUGCUACUCAUAAACUUAGACUUGUUGAGUUCUCGGCGUAUAUGGAACAACACCGAGACCAGGAAAUUUACCAAAAACACCUUUUCGUCCACAUAGGAGGAUCAGCGACUUAUGCAGAUCCCUUACUGGAAGCUGUAGACGUCAGGCAGAUAUACGACAAAUUCCCAGAGAAAAAAGGAGGUCUCAAGGAACUCUAUGACAAGGGACCACAAGCGGCUUUCUUUUUAGUUAAAUUCUGGGCAGAUCUCAAUACCAACAUACAAGAUGAAGCAGGCGCUUUUUACGGUGUUACAAGCCAAUAUGAAAGCAAUGAGAACAUGACGAUAACGUGUUCGACAAAAGUUUGUUCAUUCGGAAAGCAAGUGGUAGAGAAGGUGGAGACUGAAUAUGCAAGGUUCGAGAACGGUAGGUUUGUUUAUCGUAUCAGUCGUUCGCCUAUGUGCGAGUACAUGAUAAACUUUAUUCACAAACUCAAACACCUGCCAGAAAAAUAUAUGAUGAACAGUGUUCUCGAAAACUUCACAAUCCUCCAGAUUGUCACAAAUAGAGAUACGCAAGAGACGUUGUUAUGUACAGCUUAUGUCUUCGAAGUAUCGACGUCCGAACAUGGUGCUCAGCAUCAUAUAUACAGAUUAGUCAAAGACUAGCCUGUUUAAAAAUCUGCUCGCCAUGCAGCCAUCCACCCCCAUCAGUGCCUACCACCACAUUAAAUCAUCCAUUACAUAAUGCGCAAAGUGCGUGCGCUUAUAAGUUCGCACUCUUACGCGACAACACAUAACGAUAAGGAUUAUUAAGAAUUAUUAAGAAAUAUAAUUAUAAUUAUGACAAUUACACACUGACGAUAAUGACUCAAAAUAUAUUAUAUUAAUCAUAAAUAUAUUAGUGUACAUUACAAAUUAUUCAGACAGAUUUAUUGUGUACUUGGUAAAAUAUCAAAAUCAUUUUUGCUUUGGUGACGACGUAUUUUAAUACUUAUGAAUUCGUUUAUAAGCUGUGAUCUCAGAUGAAUUACAGUCGUCACACAUUGCAAGAUAUAUUUAUAUUAUUUGAAAAUGAUUAUUAGAGCUUUGUCCAGGAAACAAUAUUAUUUUAAAAAAAUGAUGCACGCAAAAUUAUAAACUUUUUACUGAUCAACCCAAAUCUAUAGGGACAUUGAACGACAGAAAAGUUUCAUUCAGAAAAUUUGUUCUAAGAAAGUAACUAAUAUUAAUGACCAAUUUUAUUUUUUAGCGCAAAAUUAUAAUUUUAUUGUUAAUAACGAAUAAGGAAUCAGUAAUAAUUUUUAGUAGCAUUUUUUAAAAUAUAAGUAUUCGAAAAUAAAAUUUAAUAAAUGCUUCAUAAAUGUUAAUAGAAAAUAUUACAGCAAACUUCUUUGUUGUUCAAUGUUAUCAAUAAGUAUUAAAAAUAAAUUAUUAAUUAAGAAUUUUGAAAAAACGAAGUAAAAGGCCGUUUUUUUCAUUAGAUAGAUAUAAAAAAUAACAUGAACAUUUGACCACAUAAAUCGAGUGUAAAUGUUGAAAUUGACAAUAAUUAAAAAUUAAUGAAAACAAUGCCAAUAAGUAUUCAACAAAAUCACUGAGUAAUUAAAGUAUAUAUACUUGAUAGAGAUAUAUAUGAUCCAAAUCGGCAUGUAUUGUGAUUUUGGGUUGAUUCAGUAUAGAAAUUAAAAAACAUCUAUUACUAUACAAUAGUAUUAUGAUUUAUAAUAAUCAGAAGGAAUUUUUCAUUGUUUUUUUGACAUGAAUACACUCAAAAAUAUAAGAAAAUAUGUUGCGGACAGAAUCAUACAUGUCAAAUUAAAAUUAACGCAAUCAUUAAAGUUUACAUUAUUGAAUAUAAAAUUACAAUCGUAAAUAAAGAUUUCUAAACAAGUUUUGGUUUCAACUCAAAUGAAAGUUUAAAAAGCCAUUGCAAAUUAUCAAAUUUUUUGUUUUUAAUUAUUGCUUUACUACAGAUGAAAAAUCAAGAUAAAAUAACUUUUCUUAAUUUUUAUAUAGAAAUAGUUCGAUGAAAAAAUUAUAAUUGUUAUCAAAACUAAUGAAAAGAGUUGAUAUUUACUUAUUCGUAAUUAGCUAUUGUUCAUGAGUUACAUUUAAUAUAUUUUUUUUUGUGAAAUCCCACCCAGUAUGUGGCAGCAAUAUUUUAUGAUAUAAAGAUGUGUUUGUAAUUCUUAUAAUCACUUUAUUUUGUACUGUAAGACUCCGUUUUCUAUAGUUUGAUUAUGUGGCUGAAUUUCUUAUAUAGAGUACCGUUUGUUUUUAUGUUUUUAUCGAAUACAUUUAAAAACUAUUGAAUAUCACAUUAUCAAAUUUUUUCGAUUGCCCAAGGCAAGCCAUCAAGCUCCAAUAAUAAAUAACUUAAGUAUUUUAAAUAUAUUUUUAUUAAAACAACAAUUUCCCGUAUACAGAAUUGAUUUUUGUUCCAAUUUAUAAAUGAAAAGAGCAAUAUGACAUUUUUUUUUGGAAAUAAUCAAUAAAAUAUCCACCUGACGCUGAUGAAAUUUUAUAGAAAUAAAUUUGAUUUAGUUAUCAGUUAGUUUGAUAAUAUUUAUAAAGGGAAUAAAGCCUCUAUUGAGUUUCGUACUUAAAAUGACCCUCGAUUCAAUGGUGGUUCAAUAUUUACAGGGGGACCAUGCAUCUUUGAAGAUUAUGAUUAAUUUUUGCACAAUACAUACGAGGCUAUAAUCCCUUCUAUUCGAUUGAAAUCAUUAGUUUUUUGCAUAUCUCGUAGAGGACAACUUUGUUUGAAAAAACUCGUCUGUUCAUCCCAAUUAUAUCAGAUUUUAAAAAUAACUUUCACUUAGGAGCUUGUCUAUUAAUUGAGCAUUAUAAAAACAUAAAGUAAUUACUAAACAAUGAGAAAGAAUUGAUGAUCACAGUAAGAUUAUUUACCGUAUCAUUACUAUAACUAAUUUUUAUGAAACAAGUGGCAAUGAAUUUUGAUCUCUUUUUAGACAAAAGCGUAUUCUUUUUUAUUCUAAAUGUAAAGAAAAUUAUUUUAAUGAUUUUCUAGAAUAAAAAAGAAGUUGUAUUGGUUAAUAGAAUUGAAUUUGCCAUUAAAUAAAUAAAAUUGGCAGCUUUCGUACUUCUUAGUUAUUUUUUUUUAUUUUGCUGGUUUAUGCAGUUCAUUUUUGCUGCCAGAUAGUAUAAUCGAUAAUAAAAUUAUAUAAAAAAUGAAUAAUUACCAGUCUACUAUUGAGAGCUUAAUAAAUUAUAUUAAUUUUAUUCAUACUAACAAAUAGUUCUUACAUAAAACUGAAAAAUAAAAGGUUGGCAUGAGAAAAAAUAAAAGUUCUCAUUAGUAUUUCUGGUGAUAACAGAAUAAUUAAGAGCAAUCCGUGCGAUAAAAGUAAAAUAAAUGUAAUAUUUACAUUAAUGACAAGUCAAAAUUGUUUUUAGCUACAAAAAGUAAUAAUAAUAUUAAUUAUAACAUUAAUAAUAAUAAUUAUUAUUAAUAAUGACAAUGAUAAUCUUAAUUAUAAUAAAAAAAGAAGUACAUAAAUUAUAAAAAAUGAGCACCGACACGAAUAUUAUUAAACAUUAAUUAAAUGAUAAGUAAAGUUACAUGUAUAAGAAAAAAGAUUAUGAAAAAUAUAUUUAUCUAUGUCUUCUGCGAAGAUAGCAAAUAGUACUCUCUCACUCUAUAUUGAUGAUAUUGAAAUUGAAUAUUCAUUAAAACCCUGGAAAAAAACCGAUAUUGACAGAUGUAGUUGCAGAGACAAUUUGAAAUAAAAAAUAACUGCUCGUAUUGUGGAACACAUCAAAUAAUUAUUCAUACAGUCAGAUCUGUUAAAAAUUUUGUAUAUAGUAAACAAAAAUAAUUAUUAUAAAAAAAUUAUUCAAGUUCCAGUGUGGUCAUUCAGAAAAAAAACAUUGUGAAAAAAAUUCAACUCGAAUUAACUAUAUUUUUAUUGUGAUACAUUCAGUUUCGUGAGAGGCAGAUGAAUAAAAGAAUUAUAAUUGAAAUUAUACAUCGAAAAUUUUUAUUUUUAUUAUUUUUUUUAAUAAUUAGGUGAUAGUAAACUGCUUUGAUUGCAAAAAUGUUUGAGAAUGAGCUAUAAAAUAUAUUGUGAAAGGAUAUCCAAUUGUUCGUUAUUUUUUAAUUGUAUACAAUUUUAUAAGAGUGCAUUAAUAAGAAUUAUGUUUGAUAAGAUAGUGAAUAAUUAAUUGGACAAUUUAUUGAACAAUUAAUUAAUUCGAAUAAUUGAGUUUUAUGUCAGGUGAAUUUUCAUAAUUACUUAUUGUUUAUUUUUAAAAAUUGCUAUCAAAGUAAAAUAUAAUUUGAUAUUUUUUUAUAUUCUGGAACUGCCAUAUCAAAGAAUUGAGCUUGUCCAUAAGGAAAUGAUUGAGCGUAAAAAUUGAUGAAGCCUACUUGUAUAUUAUUCCUAUCAUAAAUAGAUCGACAUGAGGAUCAAAGUAGAUGAUUUUAUGAGUAAAUGAAAAUAAAUAAAAUGAUAUAUCAUUAAAUUAGAGGUUUAAAAAUAUAAUAAAAUUCAGUAUAUGUACAGUAUUUGAAGAAAACAUGUUUAUAAUUUGUAUGGAAAAAUAAA